UUUCUCUUUCCCACACUUGAUGGUUAAAGUGCACUUUGACCUGUGUUUUGUUAUGAGUAUAAAGAAAAGUGUGGGGGCUAUGCUGAUCAGAUAUCUUUCAGGGCAAAGCAAGCAAUACAGCAAUGGAAAGAGAGAAUUCAGAGCUGUACCUGCGCAACUGUCAGAUUAUUCGCGAGAAUGAGAGGCUGCGGAAGAAAGCUCAACGUCUCAACCAGGAGAAUCAAGCUUUGUUAUCAGAGCUGAAACGGAAGUUAGCAGCUAAAAAUGCCAAGCGGAAACCUGGAUUUGAAGUUGAAUUGGGUUCGAAUUCUGUCAGUGAUCAAAUGGAAGCCAACAAACGUCAGGCAAUGGAAUGA
Solanum verrucosum is the source of this 356-nucleotide messenger RNA. RefSeq names its product protein LITTLE ZIPPER 4-like. The transcript is spliced from 2 exons. Bases 123 to 356 code for a protein of 77 amino acids. Lineage: Eukaryota; Viridiplantae; Streptophyta; Magnoliopsida; Solanales; Solanaceae. The record is from RefSeq and is a predicted model, not a curated record.